Molecule: messenger RNA, 1821 nt
Organism: Topomyia yanbarensis
Lineage: Eukaryota; Metazoa; Arthropoda; Insecta; Diptera; Culicidae
Exons: 1
Coding region: 1-1821 (606 amino acids)
Source: RefSeq, a predicted model, not a curated record
AUGAAGGAGGUGAUCGAGGAUAUCGACGGAGGCAAGAAGUAUUAUUUACCGCAUCACGCUGUUCUGAAGCCGGACAGCACCACCACGAAACUCCGAGUAGUUUUCGACGCUUCCUGUCGUACAUCAACAGGAAUUUCAUUGAACGACGGCUUGAUGGUCGGUCCCGUUGUUCAGGAAGAUCUCCUCAGCAUCACGCUACGUUUUCGUACGCACCGAUUUGCAAUUGUUGCCGAUAUCGCCAAGAUGUAUCGAAUGGUUCGAGUACAGGUAGCGGAUCAAUCCCUACAGCGAAUCUUAUGGAGAGAUUCUAUAGAAGAGCCAAUCCGUAUGUUCGAGCUAACCACAGUCACGUACGGAACCGCGUCUGCACCGUAUCUGGCCACGAAAUGUCUGCGAAGUUUGGCGGAAGAAGGAGCAGAAAUGCAUCCAGAAGCUGCUAAGGUGCUGAAGCAAGAUUUCUACGUGGAUGAUAUGCUCUCAGGUGUAGACGACGUAGAGGAUGGAAAGAAGCUGAUACAGCAGCUGGUCGAGCUUCUGGAGUCAGCUAGGUUUUCACUACGUAAGUGGAAUUCUAACAACAGAGAGCUGCUACUAAAUGUCCCUGAACACUUAAGGGACGACAGUUCGAUUCUGGAGUUAGACUCGUCUAGCUCAACUAUCAAGACGCUAGGACUUGUCUGGGAACCCAGUACCGAUCGCUUUCGAUUCACUACCCCGGUCUGGAGCUCUGCUGCGGUAAUUUCCAAGCGCACAGUGCUGUCAGACGUCUCGCGAUUGUUUGACCCCCUAGGGCUCGUGGGGCCAGUCAUCAUCCAAGCGAAAAUCUUCAUCCAAGAAUUGUGGAAGCAGGAGUGUUCUUGGGAUGAACCGCUGACUGCAGAGUUGCAAGAGUAUUGGCACGAAUAUCGGAGAAACCUCGUCGGUUUGGAUAGCCUCUCGGUCCCCCGGUGGGUUGAAAGCAUUAGCAGCAGUGCAGAAGUGGAAAUUCACGGAUUCUGUGACGCAUCUGAGCUAGCGUAUGGAGCCUGCGUGUACAUUAGAACAGUUACAGAGGCUGGGUCCGUAGCUGUGCGGCUGUUGACGUCCAAGUCGCGGGUUGCUCCGCUUGAAAACCUAAAAAAGAAGAAGAAAAAGCAGUCUAUACCCCGCUUGGAAUUAUCGUCCGCGCUUUUGCUUGCUCAUUUGUACGAAAAGGUCGUACAGAGUCUCCGCAUUUCUGCAAAAUCGUUCUUUUGGACAGACUCGAUGAUCGUUAAGUGCUGGUUAUCAUCGUCGCCGUCAAGAUGGAAGCAGUUCGUCGCAAAUCGAGUUUCUGAGAUUCAGCACAUCACGAAGGACGGCACUUGGAAUCACGUCGCAGGUGUAGAAAAUCCAGCAGACAUAAUCUCCCGUGGGAUGACCCCAGCGCAGCUUCAGUACCAACAUGCUUGGUUUGACGGACCACACUGGCUGUUAUUGGAAGAAGCGUAUCGACCUGAGACCAAGGAGAUAAGGGAAGAAAACAUCGAGUCAGCAGAUUUGGAGGAAAAGACUACAACGUUGGUUCUCCAGUCAACCACUCCCAGUGAGAUUUUCAAACUACGAUCGUCACUGUCGGAGCUAGUUCGUAUUACGGCUUACAUUCGCCGUUUUCGGUUCAACGCUCAAGCAGUCAACCGCAACUGCAGAAGGCACAGUCCUAUCACGGCAUCAGAACUCGAUGAGGUAUUACAAAUGCUAGUGCGGCUAGCUCAACAAGAAAGCUUUCCGCAGGAGCUUGCCGAUUUGUCCAAGCAACCCCACGUGCGAGAUUCGUCGCGCAUUAUUUCACUAAAGCCUUGA